AUGGGGGCUACCGUCUCUUCUUUUGAUGACAUACAGUAUUCUGUUGUUGUCCCAGGAUCAGAGGCAACGGCUGACCGCACCGCAGUGCGACGCCACUAUUCUUGUACGGACCGCUUGGCAGACAAUUUUUCGUCCAAUCCCGUCAAAAAUGCGUGGGAGUUGUUCCAGAUGGGAGUUGGAAAGGCGCCAGAAGGCCCAUGUUUGGGCACUCGGCAGAGACUACCAGAUGGGAAGAGGGGAGCUUACGUGUGGAAGACGUAUAGAGAGGUGGAACGCCUGGCUUUGGAAGCUGGUAGCGGCCUAUUGAACGGCGAUCUGGUGCCUCUUUGUUGCUUCGAUAGCGGCUCGGAUAGCCCCUUAAGUUUGCGAUGUAUUGGCAUCUUCGCCAAGAACAGGGAAGAGUGGAUUAUUACGGAGCAUGCCUGCAAUGCAUUUGGCAUCACCGCGGUGCCCUUGUAUGACACAUUGGGCUCUCACAGCACGCAAUUUAUUCUUUCAGAGACACAAAUGAAGACCGUUGUCAGCGACGGGAAUUGUCUUCCAAAGUUGCUUGAUGCCUUGCAGCAGCAUCAAUCACAAGAAACAAACAAAGACGGAUCCCGUGAACCCCUUCCGGUGAAGGUCGUCAUCACGCUAGACGACAUCUCAGAUACUGAGAAAGAAACCGCCAACUCGCUCCAUUUGCAAUUGCUACCAUGGAAUAAACUUCUAGAAAUGGGGAGGGAAAACAUGAUUCCCCUGACAGAUGACGUGCAGCCCACGAUGGAGUCGCUGCACACCAUAUGCUACACUUCAGGGACUACUGGCAACCCCAAGGGCGUCAUGAUGACUCACGGGAACUUUGUGGCUGCAGUGUCCACUGCUGUGGAAGGCCCUCUGAGCGAGCGCAACCUCUACCUUGACUCGAGUGAUUGCCUAAUCUCAUAUUUGCCGUUGGCCCACGUCUACGAGCGAUUCUGCGAAAAUCUCUUUUUCAGCUACGGAGGCAGAGUCGGAUUCUACUCAGGAGACACCCACAAACUGCUGGAGGACGUGCAAGUGUUGAAGCCGACAGUCUUCUGCAGCGUCCCACGUCUGUUUCAACGCAUCGAGGACCGAGUCAUCAGCAGUCUCCAGGGCAAAUCCUUCCUUGCUCGUUCGCUCUUCCAGCAGGCAUUGGGAGCGAAGAUCCGGCGGCUUCGUUCUUCUGGUGUUCCUCAGCAUGCAUUAUGGGACAGGAUAGUAUUUGACAAGUUCCGUGGCUUGAUGGGGGGCAGAGUCCGAAUUAUGUUGACGGGGUCGGCCCCAUUAGAUCCCUACAUUCUGGAGAGGAUGCGCGCCUUCUUCUGCUGCUGGAUUGUUGAGGGUUAUGGGAUGACAGAGACGAUGGGCGCAUCCUUCUUGACGUGGAAUGUGUACGAUAGGCACCCUGGGCAAGUAGGUGGCGUGUUGCCAUGUUUGGAGUUCUGCCUGCUUGACGUCAGCGAAUCUAUGGGGAAAUAUUCUAUCAAGGACCCUAUCCCCAAGGGCGAGCUUUGUGUAAGGGGUCCUACUGUCUCUAGUGGAUACUUCCGAAAUCCCACAGAAACAGCAGCAGCAAUCGACCAAGAUGGGUGGCUGCAUACUGGAGACAUUGUCGCGCUACUCCCAAAUGGUGGCAUUCAGAUAAUCGAUAGGAAGAAAAACAUAUUCAAGCUUGCACAGGGCGAGUACGUGGCGCCUGAGAAAAUAGAGGCGGUGUACAUGCAGAGUCGAUUUGUUGAGCAGUGUUUUGUUUUUGGGUUCUCCUCAGAGAACUCGCUUGUAGCCAUUGUUGUGCCGGACCAGGGGCAGACGCUGAAGUGGCUGGCAGAAACCCGGGGGUCUUCCUCCGCAUCCACUGGUUGUCAGCCUUUCGCUGAGCUGAUUCAGGACUCCCAGCUGCAGCAGGCUAUAUAUGAGGACAUGCAACAGGUGGGAAAGAAACAGGGUCUCAAGGGAUUUGAGCUCGCCAGGAAAAUCCACCUACGGGCGGAGCAGUUCACUGUGGAGAAUGGACUCCUCACGCCAACCUUCAAGCUCAAACGGCACUAUGCCAAGGAGGUAUUUGCUGAUGAAAUCGCCGCAAUGUACGCAAAGAUCCAUGAAGAACACCCGUCGUCUUAA
Messenger RNA from Cyclospora cayetanensis, 2124 nucleotides. RefSeq names its product long chain acyl-CoA synthetase 7, peroxisomal. The record is from RefSeq and is a predicted model, not a curated record. NCBI's taxonomy places the organism in Eukaryota, Apicomplexa, Conoidasida, Eucoccidiorida, Eimeriidae. The transcript is spliced from 16 exons. Gene Ontology annotation, cellular component: endoplasmic reticulum; membrane. Gene Ontology annotation, biological process: fatty acid metabolic process. The coding region runs from base 1 to 2124 and encodes 707 amino acids. Gene Ontology annotation, molecular function: long-chain fatty acid-CoA ligase activity.